Molecule: messenger RNA, 2489 nt
Organism: Venturia canescens
Lineage: Eukaryota; Metazoa; Arthropoda; Insecta; Hymenoptera; Ichneumonidae
Gene: Argk1
Product: arginine kinase
Exons: 3
Coding region: 1166-2284 (372 amino acids)
Biological process (GO): phosphocreatine biosynthetic process
Molecular function (GO): creatine kinase activity
Source: RefSeq, a predicted model, not a curated record
AUCACCACACACCACAAAUCACAAAAUUCAUUAUUAUCCACUCAAUAAAGAAAGACACGAAAAAAGAAACCCCCUCGGCGCGCAAACCCUCAUCCAAUUUCUUUCACUUUCGUCCCUCCUCAGUGUGCUUAAUGAUAAAUAAUAAAUUUCUUAUAAAUAAACUCGAAUAAAUAGAAACUGGGAGGAAGUAAUAGUUCGAUCGUAAAUAAAACUCUACAAGUACGUCGUAAACGCAGAUAUUUUUGUAAACGUAACAAGUGUCGGUCGGGGCGCACGGGCUACUGUCAAACGUGUUUUUCCUUUUUUCGUCAGGCAAAUUUGCCCAUUCUGGCACCGAGGACGGAUGCUUUUUUCUCAGCGGUCUUGGAUCGAGUCGAAUUUUUAACCCAGCCUCUCUCCUUCCCAACUUUUCUUCCCUUAAACUUCACACGCCUGCCUUUUUUACACCCUCAACGGUCCAAUUUACUCUCCGUGCGUAAAGCGAGGAAAAACGUCCGUGCGGAGCGAGAGAGUUCCGGGCAAAUCGUGUCCGGAACCCCCCCGGAGGAACACGCCGCUACCCCGACUCUCACGACACACCCUUUCUUCUUGCCGCACGCGCUUAUAACCUUCCGAUCUCGGCUCGUGUGAACGCCCCAGUGCAGCCUUAUACCAGGCUAAAUAACUGCAGUGGUUGUGCCAAUAUUACCAGACAAAAACGUACUACGAGUCCCCACCCCCUCGCAAUCUCACUCUCUCUCUCGGUCUGUCUUGCUACGAGCUUUCCCCUGCGACCUUCACCCGAGCCCGGGGCUCAACCCUUUCGGCUCUCUCUCCAACCUGACGAUUCUCCCGGCAGACACGACAACGUGAAGCCGGCACGAGGAACUGUCGGCUGUCAUUAUUUAAAGCUUACUCUACUUGUUUUAUUAGGGAAGAUAAAAAAGCACUAUUCACUCGGAAAUAUAUACUUACGAAUGUGAACGUUUUUCUGUCGAUUGACCUGUAGCCGAAAUACACGAGUUUGACAAGUGGUGAAAUUUCGUCAGUGGCCGAGUACAAAGACGUUCGAUUUUUCAGUGAUAUCGAGAACGAUUUUUUAACCUUUUCUCUACGUGCUUUUACGCACCAACGAAAAUUACAUAUAUUUGUAUAUAUAUACACUAAAGUAUAUAAUCGCAACAAAAUGGGCGGAUGUACAUCAAAGGAUACCGCUUCCGCUGACGAUAAAAACAAGAUGGUUGACCAAGCAGUUCUUGAUAAAUUGGAAGCCGGCUUCACCAAGCUCGCUGCUUCCGACAGCAAAUCCCUCUUGAAGAAAUAUCUUACGAGGGAAUUGUUCGAUCAGUUGAAAACGAAGAAAACUUCUUUUGGCUCGACUCUCCUCGACGUCAUACAAUCAGGUCUCGAGAAUCACGACUCUGGCGUUGGUAUUUACGCUCCGGAUGCUGAAGCUUACACCGUUUUCGGUGAUCUUUUCGACCCCAUUAUUGAUGAUUAUCAUCAGGGAUUCAAGAAGACUGACAAGCAUCCACCAAAGGACUUUGGUGAUGUCGAUACUCUUGGAAAUCUCGACCCGACUGGCGAUUACAUCGUGUCGACGCGUGUGAGAUGCGGACGAUCAAUGGAGGGUUAUCCGUUCAACCCGUGCUUAACGGAAGCCCAGUACAAGGAGAUGGAGGAUAAAGUAUCGAGCACGCUGUCGGGAUUGGAUGGCGAGCUCAAGGGUACAUUCUACCCGUUGACGGGAAUGAGCAAGGAAGUACAGCAGAAGUUGAUCGACGAUCAUUUCCUUUUCAAGGAAGGUGAUCGUUUCUUGCAAGCGGCGAACGCUUGUCGUUUCUGGCCGACUGGACGUGGUAUCUACCACAACGAUGCUAAGACGUUCCUCGUCUGGUGCAACGAGGAAGAUCAUUUGCGUAUUAUUUCGAUGCAAAUGGGUGGUGAUCUUGGUCAGGUUUACCGACGUCUCGUAACCGCCGUAAAUGACAUUGAGAAGAGAAUACCAUUCUCGCACAACGAUCGUUUUGGAUUUUUGACAUUCUGCCCAACGAAUCUCGGCACAACGGUGCGUGCUUCGGUGCACAUCAAAGUACCGAAACUCGCUGCGAACAAGGCCAAGCUCGAGGAGGUCGCUUCCAAGUUCAAUCUCCAAGUUCGUGGCACGCGCGGCGAGCACACCGAAGCUGAGGGCGGUAUUUACGACAUUUCCAACAAGCGACGUCUCGGUCUUACCGAGUACCAGGCCGUCAAGGAAAUGCACGACGGUAUCGCUGAACUCAUCAAGAUCGAGAAAGAGCUGUAAAAAGUUACGAUCUCGUAUUGCGAUUGUCCAUCAAAAGCCCCUUUUCUCCCUGAAACAACAAACGACUUAUUUCCCCAAACGUGAUUUUUUCCAACACUCGAGUCAUACUAAUCCCUACAUCAAAGUUUGACAAGUUCCUUUUUAUUAGCGUAUACCAAAUAAUUGUGAGGCGAAAAAGGCAAAAUAAUAAAAAUGAUAACAACCA